Molecule: messenger RNA, 489 nt
Organism: Achroia grisella
Lineage: Eukaryota; Metazoa; Arthropoda; Insecta; Lepidoptera; Pyralidae
Exons: 1
Coding region: 1-489 (162 amino acids)
Source: RefSeq, a predicted model, not a curated record
AUGGCGGAGCAUGCACAUCAUGUUAUCAUGGGUGAUUUCAACACUGACUUGCUCAAAGAGACUUACAGAUCUCGUAAGCUGGGCGAUAUUGUGGAGUCGGUGGGCCUUUCUGUGUUACCCCUUAAUGCUACCCACGUUAACAAUGACUCUCAUGACACCUGGAUUGACCAUGUUUAUGUGUCUUCACCUGAUUACAUAUUAAAGCAUGGUCAAUUUCCAGCACCUGGAUUCUCCAGACACGAUCUCCUUUACGUCUCAUAUUACAUAAAAACGUUCAAGCCUAAGCCUUCCGUCGUUCGUCUGCGUAGUUUUGCCAAAAUUGACACGUCAACUUUAGGGAAAGAUGUGACUGAUUUUGAUUGGUCAUGUGUACUAUCCGCCUCGUCAAUAAACGAUAAGGUGUCCGUUUUUAACCAGUCUGUUCUCCAAAUCUUUGACAGGCAUGCUCCGGCUCACUUUGUCAGAAUUAAAAGACAGCCAGCUCCCUGA